AUGUCCCACUGUCACCUGCGCUACAUGUAUUUGAAGUACCGCGCGCGCGACGCCGACACCAACGCGAACCUGGACAAUUUCUGGUUCAAGGGCCACACGGAUUUUGGAAGCCUGACGCUGCCCUUCCGUCAAAAUGUCGCGGCGUUGCAAGUUCGUGGCCAAGACGGCGGGCGAAAGUGGGUGAAGCCCCACGACGGGAGUAUCCCGGUCAACGUGGCGGAUGCCCUCCAGUUCCUGACUAAUGGUUUCCCCAAAGGCAACAUCCAUCGUGUGAUGGCGCCUCCGCCGGAUCAUGCUGGCAUUGACCGUCUGGGGGUCUUGUGCUUUGUGCGUCCGGAAGAUAGCCUGGAGCUGAAGCCUGUGGACAGCCCUGUGCUUUGGAGGCUGGGAUACAAUCCUGAUGAGAACAGUCAGCUCGCAGAGGGAAUCACGACCGGGGAGUGGGUGCAUGCGUGUGUCAAGGCUGGCGUGAACAGGUUCGAGAAGGCCAGGGGCGAGGUGAGUGAGCAGGAGAUUCUAAACGGCGUGAAGACCACGUGCUUUGAUUAA
Molecule: messenger RNA, 549 nt
Organism: Emericellopsis cladophorae
Lineage: Eukaryota; Fungi; Ascomycota; Sordariomycetes; Hypocreales; Bionectriaceae
Exons: 1
Coding region: 1-549 (182 amino acids)
Source: RefSeq, a predicted model, not a curated record